GAGCAGCCUUUGCCCUCUUGCAUCAACUGCAGCCCUCAGAACGCGAAAGGGUUGAAGAUUGACGGGGCAGCAGUUUAGAGGCGAGCCAUGGCAGCAUCUCGAGUCUUCAUUGUCACCCUCUUUUUCCUUGGAGCAACCGAGUCUUUUGUUGAAGAUUCAUUUGAUCUCUUUGAUGCCCUCCCUGCCACAGAGGCUCCCCGAAUAAACCCAAGAAAAGAACAGUGUCUGAAUGAUGCCCGAGACAUUGUCUUCUUGAUUGAUGGCUCAACAAGCAUGCGGCCCUCAGAAUUUUCACAAAUGAAGACGUUUAUUGCACAAGUCAUGAAAAGCCUUCCACAGCAUACGCAUUUUUCCCUGCUGCAGUUCUCAAACAGGUUUGAGGAGCAUUUCGACUACACACGUUUCCACGGAAAUCGAAAUCCUGACCACCUGCUCAGACAGGUUAAUCAGCUGGGAGGCUCAUCAUACACAGCCUCAGCGAUCAGAAAAGCUGUCAGGGAGCUGUUCAACCCAAGCAAAGGUGCCCGCAGCACAGCCAAAAAGUUCCUCGUGGUGGUGACAGAUGGGGAGAAAGUUGGGGAUCCCCUGGAGUAUGCAGAUGUUGUUCAGGAAGCCGACAGAGCUGGAAUCACUCGCUUUGCAAUUGGGGCCGGUCUGAUGUUCGGAAGCAAAGUUGCCCAGCAAGAGCUCCAUGCCAUGGCCUCCCACCCUACCACAGAACAUGUCUUUGUCGUGAGACACUUCUCAGGACUCCGGGACAUCCAAGCCCAGCUGAAAGAGAAGAUUUGUGCCAGCCAUGGCCCAGUGGUUCCACCAGCGCCACAGGCACCUGCCCCCUGCAGCUCGCAUUCUGAUCCCCAGGUGAUGCAGAAACUGGAGCAAGUGCUGAAUGCCCUGGAUCAGGUGAAAGCCAAGGUGGACCUGCUUGCUGCCAGGCAGGGGAAAUGUGGCCCGUAGGAAAGCAAGCAAGAAGAACAUUCAGUGUAGGCACGUGGAGGUCUUUCCUGUAUAUGACUUUUAGUCAGGAUUUUUACAGUAUGCUAAACUUCCUCUGAUGCCAAUAAAGAUACCUGCUCAUCA
Elgaria multicarinata webbii is the source of this 1080-nucleotide messenger RNA. RefSeq names its product integrin alpha-M-like. NCBI's taxonomy places the organism in Eukaryota, Metazoa, Chordata, Lepidosauria, Squamata, Anguidae. The coding region runs from base 88 to 957 and encodes 289 amino acids. The record is from RefSeq and is a predicted model, not a curated record. The transcript has 7 exons.